AUGAGUCGCAGUCUAUUAACUUUUGUUAUUUGCGUAAUAGGAAUUAUGUGCGCAGCGAAGACAUUUUCGUCGAAGAUAUUAAGUGCAUUGGCACCCAUGAAAACUUCAAACAUGGUACAGACACCCGCCAACGUUAAAAUUGCGAGUGCUGUGGAUGAGCAAGUUCCACUAGAUGAAUUGUUUGUAGAAGGCACGCCAAGAACACCUGUGUAUUUCAUCUCCCAUGGUGGACCGACCUUUAUGUAUCCUGACGCUGAUUUUGGGACAGAUGAGGGAGCAUACAAUACUACAAAAGAACUUGGAAAGUUCAUCAGGAACGUCAUUGCCCCUCGGUUUAUUGUGAUUGUGUCUGCCCACUGGCAGUCUGGGUCUCCAAAUUUAGUGGAGAUUUCUGUGCCUGAAGCGUCAAAGGCAAGCGUUCAAAGAUCAUAUGAUGACCCACUGGCGUUUGGUUCGUCUGACGUAAAGGUCUCAGAUGAAAGAGAACUGCUAGACCCUAUGGAAAACAGGUUAAUCUAUGAUUUCCAUGGCUUCCCGGAGGAAAUGUAUAGGGAGCAGUUUCACAGCAAGACACACGACGGUCUUGCACAGCACAUCUCCGACACAAUCAAUGACGCUGGCCAUGGUUUAGAGUCUGUUUUAGUAAAGAGAGGCAUCGAUCAUGGUGUAUGGGUACCAUUUAAAGUCGCAUUCUCUACCAGCAAAGACGAUUUCAAUCCCUGGGAUGUAGAUGUGCCGCUUGUGCAGGUGUCAUUGACUUCAAGUGAUGACUUCGGUAUUCACUACAAACUUGGACAGGCGCUAUCUAAGUACAGAGAUUUGGGCGGGCUACUUAUCAUGUCUGGGAUGUCUGUUCACAACUUAAAGGAUAUAUCUAAAUCUAUUUCACUGGGGAAGCCAAUGCCAUAUGUUCAUGAAUUUGAUAAACUACUACGGGGCAUUUUGAUCAAUGACAAUGACCAUAGGGAUAAAUUAAACAAGUUAACUAAAAUGGUUGCAUCUUCCGAUACCAGAGGCCUAUUUUAUAAAGCGCAUCCAACUUUGGAGCAUUUCAUGCCUAUAGUUGUCGGCUUAGGUGCUGGUGAAGCCUUGUAUGGUGAUGACCGAUACAUUAUUAAAGAAUUGUACAGUAAUGAGAGUUACUCGUUAAGCUGGUCUCUCUUCCAGUUUGGAAAUUAUUAG
Eremothecium cymbalariae DBVPG#7215 is the source of this 1182-nucleotide messenger RNA. Its product is annotated as DODA-type extradiol aromatic ring-opening family dioxygenase. Lineage: Eukaryota; Fungi; Ascomycota; Saccharomycetes; Saccharomycetales; Saccharomycetaceae. Gene Ontology annotation, molecular function: zinc ion binding; oxidoreductase activity, acting on single donors with incorporation of molecular oxygen; ferrous iron binding. The record is from RefSeq and is a predicted model, not a curated record. The coding region runs from base 1 to 1182 and encodes 393 amino acids. The transcript has a single exon.